Messenger RNA from Hippocampus zosterae (dwarf seahorse), 1054 nucleotides. Its product is annotated as protein-lysine methyltransferase METTL21C-like. Gene Ontology annotation, biological process: peptidyl-lysine methylation. Gene Ontology annotation, molecular function: protein-lysine N-methyltransferase activity. Gene Ontology annotation, cellular component: cytoplasm; cytosol. Lineage: Eukaryota; Metazoa; Chordata; Actinopteri; Syngnathiformes; Syngnathidae. The record is from RefSeq and is a predicted model, not a curated record.
UCUACCAGGAUGCUCUCUAUAACCCCCCCAGGCAGAUAUCUGUGGAUGCACACAGAUUGCAACUCUCCCGGGAUUAAAACACAACACCAGUGCAUUUUCAUCCGGCCGCUUUGUCACGAUCGAGCGAGGAAGUGAAUUGUUGCGACGAUGGAAGAAGAUGAAGAGCAAACAGAGGAGACGGAGCAAUCACACAGCCAAGUUGUCCACAAGCAGCAAAGACAAGGUUGGGCUCCAUGUUUCUUCUCUCGGCCCGAUAAAGAGAUGUAUAAUUACGUCGGGCAAGAGAUCGUCAUCCAGGAAGGUUUUGACUCCUAUGCGGGAAUGAUAUGGCCCGGGGCUUUGGCUCUCAGUCGGUACCUGGACUCGCAUCGGAGCCAGCUGAAUCUCGUGGACAAAGCCGUAUUGGAGAUCGGCGCAGGGACCGGCCUGCUGUCCAUCGUGGCCUCGCUCCUCGGGGCCUGGGUGACCGCUACCGAUCUGCCAGAUGUUCUGGGCAACCUGACAUUCAACGUGAGCAAGAACACGAGGGGACGCUGCAGGCGCACCCCCCAGGUGGCCCCUCUGUCCUGGGGCUACGACCUGGAGCGCACCUACCCCACGGCCAUCUAUCGCUAUGACUACAUCCUGGCCGCUGAUGUGGUCUACCACCAUGAUUUCCUGGAUGAGCUUCUGGCCACCCUGAAGCAUUUCUGCCAGCCAGGGACCACCCUGCUCUUGGCCAACAAGAUCAGAUUGGAGUCUGACCAGACAUUUCUGGAUACAUUUAAGAGGAUCUUUAAUACACGCUUGCUGGAAGAAGACGAAUCGUUAGUCAUCUUCAUGGCCACGUGUAGAGAAGCUAAGGAGGGAGAGGACAGAGGGGAAAGGCCGGCGCGAGGGGAGGGAGGCCGUUGCCAUGAAAAAAACAUGGAUGGAAAAUCUUGCCGGAUGGAUUCGUAAUACAGGACUCGAUGGAGAAGCUUUUGGAGAGGCGAGAAGAAAAAAAAACAAUGCAAUGAGGAGACAACGAGCCAAUCAGUGAGCUCUGCGGCCAAAGUAGGGAAGCAAAUUGUGU